CCCGGGCUCCAUUGAUGAGCCCGACUGCCGACGGGAAAAAACUUUUGGUGUGGCGAGAGGUCUUUGUCCUGAUGGACCGCAGUCUCCUACCAGAGGGGAGAUUGAACGUGGCAUCGGUGAAACUAAAUAGGCUAUACGAGCACAGCUGCUGACUUUAUAAUUCAGUAAACAAUAUUAAAUAUAUCGAGACGGUUGAAGGUAAAAUAGCUCGUUUGCUGCCCUCCUUAUGUUCAUACAGCUCCAUCUAGUGUUCAAUGGACGUUACGUAGACUGUGACGUACUGGAUGGACAAGGACGAGACUGGAUAAUAAAAUACAUUCUGGACAGAAAGAUGAUCAUUCAAGUCUUCUCCAUAUUAGCGGAAAGUGUUGAAACAACUGUAACGCUAUAUUUUGUAUGACGUAUUCGACAACCGAAAUACCCCGGAUGUAGAACGGUGUUAUCAGGCGACCGUGUUAACUGGUGACUUUAAGCGGUUGUCGUAGGCCGUUUCUCAAUCUGCGUCCUUGUGUUCUCGUGAACUUGUGAAACGUCAUAUGUUGGUCAUGCUAACGGAUUCUAUACGAUACAAUACCCACAAUAUAUAGUGACCCGUUGCUCGUUACGGUGGCGAAUGUGCGCGUGGAGCAUUUCCGGGGUACUUUCAUAACUCUUGAACACAUGACACACCGUGUCACCGAGAGAUCUUGUCGCAGCCCGUAGCCCGUCGUCGUCAUGGCCGCUGCCGUGAUCGUAGCUGCUGUUGUCGGCGGCGGCGUCCUGCUCCUCGUGCGCCGUUUGUUCCCGCGACAGAAAGCUGCACAGCUCCUCCGGUAUCCAGCCGACAUGAUGCGAGGAAAGACGGUCAUCGUGACCGGGGCUAACUGCGGGAUAGGGAAGGCCCUGGCCGGGGAGCUGCUGAAGCUCCAUGCCCGGGUCAUCAUGGCCUGUCGGGACCAGCGGAGCGCCGAGGAGGCGGCGAAGGACAUCCAGAGACUAGCGGGGCCAGAGCAGGGGGAGCUGGUCGUCAAACACCUGGACCUCGCUUCUCUUAGAUCAGUCCGGACCUUCUGUGAGGAAAUUCUACAGGAGGAAUCCAGGAUUGAUGUUCUCAUCAACAAUGCAGGACUCUACCAGUGUCCCUACUCAAAGACAGAGGAUGGUUUUGAAAUGCAGCUCGGCGUGAAUCACCUGGGUCACUUCCUCCUCACGCAUCUCCUGCUGGACCUCCUGAAGACCUCGGCUCCCAGCCGCAUCGUUGUGGUUUCCUCGAAGCUCUACAAGUACGGCCACAUCAACUUCGAUGACCUGAAUAGUGAAAGUAAAUACGACAAGGCCUUCUGCUACAGUCAGAGUAAGUUGGCCAACUUGCUGUUCACGCUCGAACUGGCUCGCAAGCUGGAGGGCACGGGGGUCACAGUCAACGCUCUCACCCCAGGCAUCGUGAGGACCAGACUGGGAAGGCAUGCUCAAAUCCCUCUCCUGGCAAAGCCGCUGUUCUACCUCGCCUCGCUAAUCUUUUUUAAGAGUCCAUUGGAAGGGGCCCAGACUCCUCUCUAUCUGGCCUGCUCCCCUGAGGUGGAGGGAGUGUCGGGGAAGUGUUUCGCUAACUGUGAGGAGGAGGAGCUGAUGGCCAAAGCCACAGACGACCAAGCAGCCAAGAAACUGUGGGACCUAAGCAGCGGGAUGGUUGGACUCGCUAACUGAGCAGAGUGCUGUGAUGUGGAUGGUUUGUAUUCUUGGUCAGAAAAGCAGGCCCGCCGACAAUGCUCUGCGGGAGAUGGCUUGUGAAAAGACUUAUUGCCACUUUGAGAUCAAUAAUUCAAUGACAUAUUGUGCCAAUGAAAUGUGUACAUUGCAGUGGGUUGAGCAGAAAAUGUAUAAAGCUUUAAAUAAAUAAAAAUAUGUUUCAAACCGA
Cyclopterus lumpus (lumpfish) is the source of this 1897-nucleotide messenger RNA. RefSeq names its product retinol dehydrogenase 14b (gene rdh14b). Bases 715 to 1686 code for a protein of 323 amino acids. The record is from RefSeq and is a predicted model, not a curated record. Lineage: Eukaryota; Metazoa; Chordata; Actinopteri; Perciformes; Cyclopteridae. The transcript is spliced from 2 exons.